CCCGCUGUCCUGACAGAGCGGGGUGGGCGCAUCCCGUCUCCAAUGGCAACCCGAUAGAUUAGCCCCAUCAAUAUUCCCAUUAUUGGAAAGCAAGAAGGUUUUUUGGGGAGGAUGAGUGAUGUCAGCGCACUGUGGGUGUCUGUGCCAGUUGCGUGCGUGUGCGUGUUCACCUUGCGCCGAGAGAGAGCUCGGGUAUUUGGGAGAGGUGGAGAUGCUGCUUUGUCAUUGAGGAGCUCAGCAGCAGCAGCAGCAGCAGCAGCAGCAUUCUCCCACUCCGGCACGUCCGACGCUCAGCAUGCUGCAUCCUGAUGCGCUCCCGACCGCGCUCUCUCGGCUCACCUGGAUUUACAUGCGUUUCUCGUUUUGCCACUCCAGCAUGUGCGCAUUGACUGAAGCGGCUGCAUGCCAUUGACUCGUGUCAAUGUUGGAACCGGAGGUGAGCGGCACGUCCCAAGUGUCCGAGAAGAUACGACCCAUCCUGCGGAUGCGCCGCUGCUGCUUUGCCUCCAGCCCAACUGAUUGCAGGAGCGUCGAGGAGGCCAGGAGCGAAGACUUGGACAGGGACGUUUCUGGGCUGAAAACCAACUUGAACGGGGACUGCCGCUUUUUCCGGAGCAGCAUCUCCUCCAUCACCGGCAGGCAUCCUCCGGGCUCGGAUCCGGCGGAGCAGCGGCGCCUCCUGCCCGAGACGGAUGCCGGGGCCAGCGAGAGUUCACCCGGGGAGCCCGUCCCCGGGGCCCAGGACCGGGCGGCGGGCGGGCUGGUCGGCGCGCCCUGCCAGCCGUCCGUGUACGACCAGUCAACUUUCAUCAAGUUGGAGGGCGCGGAUCAGAUAAUAGCCGAAGAUGACCGCCUGUACCAGGCCGGCUUCAUGCACCGACAGUUUGGGGCGAUGCUCCAGCCGGGCGUCAACAAGUUCUCCCUGCGGAUGCUGGGCAGUGAGAGGGCCGUGGAGCAUGAGAGGGAACGCGUGAAGUCCGCAGGCUUCUGGAUAAUCCACCCGUACAGUGAUUUUAGGUUUUACUGGGACCUGACCAUGCUUCUGCUGAUGGUGGGGAACCUCAUCAUCAUCCCCGUGGGCAUCACCUUUUUCAAGGACGAGCACACACCGCCGUGGAUUGUCUUCAAUGUUGUGUCAGACACCUUCUUUCUCCUGGACCUCGUCCUCAACUUUCGCACCGGCAUUGUCAAGGAGGACAACACGGAGAUCAUCCUGGACCCGCACCAGAUCAAGAUCAAGUACCUGAAGAGCUGGUUUGUGGUGGACUUUGUCUCCUCUAUACCUGUGGACUACAUCUUCCUCAUCGUGGAAACUCGUAUCGACUCGGACUUUUACAAGACAGCCCGGGCCCUGAGGAUCGUCCGGUUCACCAAGAUCCUCAGUCUGCUGCGACUGCUGCGCCUCUCCAGACUCAUUCGCUACAUCCACCAGUGGGAAGAGGUCUUUCACAUGACAUACGAUCUUGCCAGCGCUAUGGUGCGAAUCAUGAACCUGAUUGGCAUGAUGCUGCUGCUGUGCCACUGGGACGGCUGUCUGCAGUUCCUGGUGCCAAUGCUGCAGGACUUCCCUCCCGACUGCUGGGUCACUCGAAACAAGAUGGUGAACGACACCUGGGGUCAGCAGUACUCCUAUGCCCUGUUUAAAGCCAUGAGUCACAUGCUGUGCAUCGGGUACGGCCUGUACCCACCCAUCGGCAUGGGCGACGUCUGGCUCACAAUUCUCAGCAUGAUCGUGGGCGCCACCUGCUUUGCCAUGUUUGUGGGCCAUGCCACAGCUCUCAUUCAGUCCCUGGACUCUUCAAGGAGGCAGUACCAAGAAAAGUACAAACAAGUGGAGCAGUACAUGUCCUUCCACAAGCUCCCCGCCGACAUGAGGCAGAGAAUCCACGACUAUUACGAGCACCGUUAUCAGGGGAAGAUGUUCGACGAGGAGAGCAUCCUGGAGGAGCUGAACGAGCCGCUGCGAGAGGAGAUCAUCAACUUCAACUGUCGCAAACUGGUGGCCUCCAUGCCUCUGUUCGCCCACGCCGACCCCAACUUUGUCACCUCCAUGCUGACCAAGCUGCGCUUCGAGGUCUUCCAGCCGGGCGACUACAUCAUCAGGGAGGGUACCAUCGGGAAGAAGAUGUACUUCAUCCAGCACGGCGUCGUCAGCGUCAUCACCAAGAGCACCAAGGACACCAAGCUGACAGACGGCUCUUAUUUUGGAGAGAUCUGCUUGUUGACCCGAGGCAGAAGGACGGCCAGCGUUCGAGCAGACAACUACUGCCGGCUGUAUUCUCUGUCUGUAGACAACUUCAACGAGGUUCUGGAGGAGUAUCCCAUGAUGAGGAGGGCCUUUGAGGCCGUUGCCCUCGACCGGCUGGACCGUAUUGGAAAGAGGAACUCGAUUCUUCAGCAUAAAGUCCAGCAUCACCAAAGUUCUGGCACAUUAAACCUCCACGAGACAGAAAUCAUCCAAAGAAUAGUCCAGCAUGAUCGUGACAUGGCCCAGUGCACGCAGCUGAUCCAAAGCAGCACUUCACCAAGUUUAAACCCUCCCACUGCUCCCCCAUCACCCACUCCUCUCAUCUGGACCCCACUGGUUCAGGCCCCGCUUCAGGCUGCUGCUGCCACCACGCCACUGGCUCUGGCUUUGGCCCACCACCCCCAGCUGCCUCCGAUCCUCUUCCACGGUCCUCUGAUUCCUGGGUCUGGCUCCAUGAAGGACCACAGCCAUUCAAGGAGGGUGCACAUCGGAGGGAACAUCUCUAGCACCUAUGAUUCGGUUCCUGGUUCGCCUGUUGGGGCAACUAAACCUAGAUCUGGGGGUGAGACUCGCACAUUAGGCUUCGCUUUCCCCCAGCAUCAUUCCUCUGGAGUUUUGUCACCCACUGUGAUGUCGCAGCCCAUCUUUACAAGCAGCCUGCAGCCAGUGACCCCUCUGCCCACUCCUCAGCCCCUUUAUCACCCUCCCCACUGUGGCAUGACUCCAGUGUUCCCCCUGAGUCAGGCCACCGUCUCCUACACCUGCUCCGCACAGCUCCACCCUCAGCCCUACCUCGGUGCAAUGACCACACCGCCUCAACCUCUGGGUUUACUCCAACAGGGGGCACCGGGGAAGCUGGCGGGAAGAUUUCCGGCCCCGGCCAUCAGCCCCCUGAUCUGCAGCUCGGUUAACCCCAUUCUGAGCCAGCUGCAGCAGACCUGUCACCCCUCCAGCCUAAACAGAGUGAGCAGCACAUCCAGCAACAUCAACCUCCCACAUUUUCCCAUCGUAACCAGCAGGCAGCCGCCGGUGGGGAUCAAUCCGUCUCCAUCAGUGGGUGGAACCGGGGUCACAGCCUCUCUGGCCCAGCACACCCUGGCAGGACUGCAGUCGGUUUUCCUGCCGCAGGUUCUUGCCGAGCACUCGGCCCUCGCCUCCCUGGCCCAGUACGGCUCGGCCGACGCCUCGCCUUGCUACACCCCUCCUCACUACAGCCCCGUUACACAGAGCCCUGCGAAGGCACGAACGAUUCGCCACAGUGAGCAGCCCAUCAAUACCAGCUUUCCCAGCUCCAUGCCCUUUCAGAGCUCAUGCCAGGACAGGGGGGCUUCCACUCUGAGAGAGACAACAGAGUCCUCGGCGGAUCUCUUUACCCAGGAAAUAAAGACAAUCUCAGGCUCUUACAGCUAUUUACACCAGGAAAAGCCUUCGGUUGGGAGCGGCUCCUCGGAGGGGGCAGCGGGGGGCUUCCCCUCCCCCAUGGCAGUCAAUAAACCCUACACUCCAAUCCCGGGUCAGGGCGCUCCUGUCAGUCGGACACAAUCAGGGCCUGAGCCUCCGGCCAAAGUGUUGGACAGUGAACAGAAACAGUCCAAACUUCCCUCUAACUUGUGAGUGUCAGACACAUCCUCCUUUAGCUGCUGAGCAUCAGAGGAACCCCUCCAUGUUGGCAUGUUUUAAUGUUGAAUUCAGUGCUGGGGAGUUUGUUGUUUUAAUCAGAUGAGAGAUCGGUUUAGUUUUUAAUCAGAGCGGAUGACAGACAAAAGCAUAUUUUUUCUACAGAACAUUUUCAAUACGAUGAUAAAACCCAAAACUAUUAUUGGGUAUAUAUUUAAGACCUGACAAAAAUAUCAAUUCUUAUAUAUACUAUAAUAUAUUCUAACCUUUCUCUGUGAUUUGUUAUCAUUAUUUAUUUCAAACCUUACUGUUCAGCCAGUUAUUUUGGUUACCUUUUUUUAGCUGCACCUCUUUAGCUGAAGAAAAAUAUCCACAACUGUAUAUUCAGUUUAUGAUUGAAACCAAAAGUUGCUUCCCUCUGUUAAUAUCCUUCCCGGAGAGCGCUGGGAGUGCAGUGUGAAGGCCGGGUCACCUGUUCGACCUCCUGUACGGAGAUGUACGCCGCUACAGACUGUGCACUUUGCUCGUUUCAGAGAUCGCUGCAGCUCAAAAGGUUUGAACACAGCGUGUCUUCCAAGAAAGAAAGCUUUCUCAGCAAUAUUGCACACCCAAAUGGGUCACACUGAUCAGACUGCAUUAGGAAAAAAAUAAAU
This is a messenger RNA of Fundulus heteroclitus (mummichog), 4518 nucleotides long. RefSeq names its product potassium/sodium hyperpolarization-activated cyclic nucleotide-gated channel 3. Gene Ontology annotation, molecular function: voltage-gated potassium channel activity. Gene Ontology annotation, cellular component: membrane. The transcript has 9 exons. Lineage: Eukaryota; Metazoa; Chordata; Actinopteri; Cyprinodontiformes; Fundulidae. The record is from RefSeq and is a predicted model, not a curated record. Gene Ontology annotation, biological process: transmembrane transport; potassium ion transport. The coding region runs from base 422 to 3862 and encodes 1146 amino acids.